Messenger RNA from Acinonyx jubatus (cheetah), 2887 nucleotides. RefSeq names its product FAM3 metabolism regulating signaling molecule C (gene FAM3C). Bases 180 to 863 code for a protein of 227 amino acids. The record is from RefSeq and is a predicted model, not a curated record. The transcript is spliced from 10 exons. Lineage: Eukaryota; Metazoa; Chordata; Mammalia; Carnivora; Felidae.
GGAAGCCGGAGGAGCCCGGGAGGAAGCGGAGGAGGGAGCGGGAGGCGGCGGCGUUGGGUCCCGUCGGCCUCCGGCAGGACUGACAGCUGAGAAGCCGGAAGGCAGGCGCGCGCGGCGGAGAGGCGGGCGGGAGGCCGGAGGUUAUUUAAUGAGAAGUGCCAUAGACUGAAAAACGAAACAUGAGGGUAGCAGGUGCUGCAAAGUUGGUGGUAGCCGUGGCAGUAUUUUUACUGACAUUUUAUGUUAUUUCUCAAGUAUUUGAAAUAAAAAUGGAUGCAAGUUUAGGAAAUCUAUUUGCAAGGUCAGCAUUGGACACGGCAGUGCGUUCUACAAAACCUCCCAGAUAUAAAUGUGGAAUCUCAAAAGCUUGCCCUGAGAAGCAUUUUGCUUUUAAAAUGGCAAGUGGAGCAGCCAAUGUGGUGGGACCCAAAAUCUGUCUGGAAGACAAUGUUUUAAUGAGUGGCGUUAAGAAUAACGUUGGAAGAGGGAUCAAUGUUGCCUUGGCAAAUGGAAAAACAGGAGAAGUAUUAGACACCAAAUAUUUUGACAUGUGGGGAGGAGAUGUGGCCCCCUUUAUUGAGUUUCUGAAGUCCAUACAAGAUGGAACAAUAGUCUUAAUGGGAACAUACGAUGAUGGAGCAACCAAACUCAAUGAUGAGGCACGGCGGCUCAUUGCUGAAUUGGGGAGUACCUCUAUUACUAAUCUUGGUUUUAGAGACAACUGGGUCUUCUGUGGUGGGAAAGGCAUCAAGACAAAAAGCCCCUUUGAACAGCACAUCAAGAACAAUAAGGACACAAACAAGUACGAAGGAUGGCCCGAAGUUGUCGAGAUGGAAGGAUGCAUCCCCCAGAAGCAAGACUGAUGUAGAGGAAGUUGAAGGAGACGCACUUUCAUUAUUAAUGGCAGAGCUGUGACAGAGGAGCUAUGUGUAAAUACUUUAAGAGCAUGCAGCCAUCUCGGUGUGUGCAUGAGCAUUAUCCCUUUUGAUAUCAGGAUUAUUUAUUGCUAACGUAAAUAGAUGCCUUUGUAAAUAGUCAUCAUAAUGAGCAAAUCACUGAACCAUUUCUAAGCACAUUUCCAUAAUAAUAGUACAGUGGUUAGACUGCUACAGUAAUGACAUCCUUUAAUUCUAAAAGCAUACCCGAUGGAUAACUGAACCGAUUGUGAAAAAUAUAUUGAUAUGUAUACUGGUUGCUGUGAAAACCUAUCAUGGAAUAAUUUGGAUUUUAGGGAGGAGACUUUGUUUUCUUUUAUACACAUAUAUACAUACACGUAUAUAUGUAUGUAUAUAUAUUGCUUUUUAAUGAUAGUAUCUUUUAAAUUAAAAAGAUAUUUGGCUAGUUGUGUGUGUAAUGUUACUUUACAGUCUGACUCUCUGCUCUUUUUCCUUAGUCUUUCUCUUCUCUUCCCAAAAAACCUAGAAAUAAAUGAAAACCUGUAUCAGAUAUGUGAAAAGCACAACAGAAUUCUUUUUUUUUAAUGUACACAGUAAAAAAGUAAAUAUGUAAAUGUAGAUGGUAUUCAGGACUGUAGUUUGCUGGAUUUCGUGUUAGCGGUGUGAAUAAUGACUUCGCAGAAGCUGCUUAGAGUGAGGCUGGGGGUGGCAGCCCCACGGAACUAGGGAAGCUGGCCGCGUCCCUUCCCUGUCCCAACCAGGUAGUGCAGGACAGCCAUGACAGUAUAUUUAGAGCAACACUGGCAUAGAUUUCCCUCUUGAACUGUUGUCAGCAUUGACCAUGCGGUUUAGAAAAAGGCAUACUUUAAUAUCAUAGUUAUUUUGAUGGUCAACCAAGAAAUAAUUCUGUAUUUACUUCAUCUAACUUCAUAAUAGCAGUUUUGCCUGAAGAUAUAAGGACUUAGAAAAGUCGUAAUUACUGAGUGGAGUGAUACCAUGUAAAAAAUAAUUUGAUUGGACCUCAGAUGACUUCAUACCCAAUUCUACAUAAAAUUUUGUUAACUUGAGAUAUUAACUAAAUGAUUCAAUGUGUGUGUGUGUACACACACACACACACACACACACACUUUAAGGGCGUUAAAUACCUAUUGUGCAUGAAAUAUCUUAAACUGGAACAUAAAUUAAUGAUCAAACUGCUAUUCACAAUAAAAGGCAACACUUAAAUUUUGAAUAUAAUUUUAGAUGACUUGUAUAAAAAAACUAAAGGCAGUAUUUUUAUUUUGCUGUAAGCCAAGUUGGAGACUAUUAGCUAUUUCUUAAAUAUUAACGAGCUUUGGGGUACUGGUUCUUCUCAAACUGAAUGUAAUUCAAGAAUAAAUGCACCUUAUACGUUUAUAGAAUUUUUGUAAACUUUUCAGAUUUCUGGUGCUCAUAUGCAAAAUCACAUUCAGCAUGUAUAUUUUGACAUUUAAAAUACUUCCCUAGAUUAUGUCAAUUAAAAGAAUAGCUCUUUUCCAGUUCCAGGGAUGGUGAAUUGAUGUUGCAUUUUUUGCAUUGUUGGGUUUUGUUGUAUUAUCUGGCCAAAUAACAUACCUACAAAACUUCACAUUAGUGUUUGUCAAGCAUUCAUUGUACUGCUCAACAUGGAACGUUUAAGACAUUCCUAUGCUUAAACACACUGAUAUCCUCAGGAUAUACGUGUAGAAUUUAAGUACCCAGAUGGCAAGACAUCCCUUUCAAGGUGAAAAGUAUAAGACGGUAGCUUUGUGAAGCUGUACAGAAUGUCAUAAGGAGGGAUAAAGAUUGGUUCUGUGGCAGUUUUGGUGCAGUUUGCUUUUGUUUCAGUUCAUGUAUAGAUGGUGCCAACUUUAGAAGCAAUAAUUUUCCCACGUUUCAUUUUCAGAUCUCUUGUAAAAGUCUGCAUUGUAAAUGUAACAAUGUUCAUUUGAUGUUGAGAAUUUUCUUUAUUAAAAUCAGAAAUUUGGCAUUGA